Xenopus laevis (African clawed frog) is the source of this 1405-nucleotide messenger RNA. It is a transcript of the gene tm4sf5.L, whose product is annotated as transmembrane 4 L six family member 5 L homeolog. The record is from RefSeq and is marked provisional. Gene Ontology annotation, cellular component: membrane. NCBI's taxonomy places the organism in Eukaryota, Metazoa, Chordata, Amphibia, Anura, Pipidae.
GUCCUGAGAGCCAACAUGUGCACUGGCAAAUGCUCUCGCUUCUUGGGCUUGUCUCUGCUCCCCAUGUCCCUGAGCUGCAUCAUUGCUAAUGUCCUCCUCUUCUUCCCUAAUGGAAAGACCAUCAGCACCGACCACAUCACCCUCCAAGUCUGGCUGAUGGGCGGCAUUAUAGGAGGGGGCCUCUUUGUCCUGUGUCCGGCCUUUGCAGCGAUUCGUGCAGGGGGGGAAGGCUGCUGUGGGGCUGGAUGCUGUGGAAACCGAUGCAGAAUGCUCCGCUCAGUCUUCUCCUCCAUAUUCGGUGCUCUGGGAGGAUUCUAUUGCCUGAUCGUGUCAGGCACAGGCCUGUCUGAUGGACCUUUGUGCCUCAUGGGGGGGCAGUGGAAAUAUCCCUUUAAGGGCCAAACUGAGAGUUACCUGUUCAAUAAGACUUCUUGGGAUGACUGUGAGGAGCCUAAAAAGAUUGUGCUGUGGAACAUUGUCCUGUUUUCUAUGCUCCUUGGGUUCGGUGCUCUAGAGUUUGUCCUCUGUGCCAUCCAGAUUGUCAACGGACUCAUGGGCGUGUUGUGUGGGGACUGCAGAAAGAAGGGCAAGAAUGAAGGCUGAUUUUUCUACCACUCCUUCCUCCCUGAGUGAACUUUCACCCUGCUGUACAGAAGGUCCACCCCUGGCACACAACAUGCAACACGCACCCCUAUAUUUAAGGAACACUCUGUGUUUUCUAUGAAUUUUGUAGAGUUUCAGCAGUAAACCCAAUCUUCCAAACCAUGCUCCUUUUGUCCCAUUUACCUGGUCCCUCAUUCUUUUUGAUAUUCUAGCUUUAUCUAUAAUUUGUUUUGCAAUUAUUGACGGCAUUUAGUGGUGCCCAGAAGAACCUCAUGUAAAAUAUAAUGGUGAUAGAUAAUGCUAAGAUAGCAUUCUACUUACAGUCUACUGUAAGGCAUUAAAUAUCUUAGAUUGUAGUCCAUUGUGCCACCAGACUCAUCUGCAGCAGAUGAAGGAGCUUCUGCCCAGGAGUGUGUCCCCCUGCCCAAUCGAAGCACUGCCAACAUGUCCAUAAGGACCCACAAAGCAAAUUUUCAGCCACUUAUCUCCAGAAGGCAGGAUUGCUCCUCCAAUCCAAGUCAGAAUAGAUUUGCAUCUUAUUGAUCAAGAUUUGCCAUAUGGACCUACAAGUCUCUGGAGCAUGUGCCACCAAGCAUUCUGAUUACAUGAAGUUACUCAAUUACUUGGCCGAUCAAACUGCUGUGGGGCCUUUUGGGAAAACUUGAGGAAUAAGGCAAGUUAAAUUAACUGAGAUGACGAUGGACGGUGAUGAAAUUAAUAUUUGUAACUGGCAUAUCAACUUCACUUACAUAAAGGCUUUUCUUUUGGUCACACCCACUUUAAUAAAUAUUUUCACAUUAAA